UAGUUCUAAGUUUUCUAAACCCAAGAUUUCAAGUCUGGUGGCAUAAGGUAUUUUGUUGUAUUCAGAGGAGUGGAAAAUUCUUCUUGUAAAAUAUUUCUGGACACGUUCAAUUGUAUUGAUGUCUGAAAUGUGGUAUGGGUUCCAGACAGGCAAGUUUUAUUUAAGAAUUGGUCUAGCAAAUGUUUUAUAAGCUUUGGUUAGUAAUGUAGUGUUUCUGGAGAAGAAGCUUCGUAAGAUUAGGUUUGAACAGGUUCAAAGAAAUCUAAUUUACCUAAAUAGGGAAUUUUAUGAAAAUAAUAAUACAAAUUCUAGAAUGCACUUUUCUAAAACAAGUUUUCUUUUCUUUGGUAAACUUCUGGAGGAGCCCCUUUAAAGAAGAAAUAUGUAUUUCAUUUUUUGCAGAAGCUGUUAAGAGGAAUGCUAGAGCCACUCAGAGAACUCAUGAUAAUGUCUAUGAAGGAUUAGCAUCCUUUUCUGGUGGCUACUACCUCAACACGAAGAAAAACCAACUUUCUAAGGCCCUUGGCGUAGUGGAGCUGUCCAUGAAUGCCGCUCCUGUUAAAAUAGCCCAUAAUCGUGUGGAUGGAUCUCGGUUUUCCUUCCUCGUGGAUGAAACUCUCUCCGAAAUAUCAAUCUCAGUCAAGACUUUGAGGCAUGAGAGAUUCAACUUUAAUAUCUGGCAACCUUCAGGUGACUCAUUCAGAAUACCUCGUAUGAUGAUUGACACAAGGAAUCAGAAGGUCGUGAAGGUAUCUCCUCUCCCUCAGCCAGGUCGGUGGACUGUAUCUAUGACUCCAAGGGGCUCUUAUGAGGUGGAGAUUAGAGGCAAGAGCUUGCUUGAUUUUACUUACCGGAUAAUGCAGAAGCAGAACGGCUACAUGCUUCCCAUUCAAGGACAGCCUGUGAAAGGGUCAAACUACACCAUCUCCAUAAAGAUGCUGGGAGAAUGCAGAGGUACCCAGGUGCAACGUCUGGUCAUUUCUGAUGGACUAGGAGGUCCUAUUCACUCCAUCAUUUUGAACCAAACUUCUGAUGCUCUUGGCAAUAUCUUGGCCUUUGCUCCGAUUCAUCUGGAUUCAUUGUCUCCGAUGCUAAAAGUAGAAGGUCUGUCUCCUGGCAACCUGCCCUUCUCACGUCUCAACAUCAAUCCUAUCCAUGUGGCGUCAAUAAGGAUUCUACCCUUGGCAGACCAAGACAGUACGCUGUUGCCGGGUGGGAGCCUAGAGUUCUCUGUCCAGGUGGUGAAUGAUGGAUCAGCUACAACAUUCACCUUUAAUGUCCAGGAUGACCUGGGCUUCAUACAGAGCUUUAGACCUGUACAAGGUUUCCUGAGGAAAGGAGAGAGCACCGUUCUCACGGCAACGUUUGUGGCCCCUGCCAAGAGCUCCAACUUUGCCUCAAGUCUUGCAACAUUUAUAGCGAAAACCAGUUCAUCGCAAAACUUCAUGACUCUGCUCAUCUCUGUCAUUCCCAAAACAGCCUUGGAAACUGAAGAAAACCCACCAGUCUAUCACCUUCUCCAAUUCUAUAUGCCAUGCGGAGCUGAGAGCCAGCAAAAACCCGACUGCUCUCAACACAUCUGGAACAUGACAUUUUCUGCUGAGGGUGCUGAAGCUGCUGUUAGUGUCCAGAUCAGCCCAGAUCCCAGCACUUUAUCUUGUCACUCAGAAGAGGAGGGUAGCAAUAAGAAGCUCAUCUGUGAUUACAAGUCCAGCUGCUGUUCUCCUUUAGCAGAAGUCCUGAUCAGUGAUGAGAAUGGCAACGUGAACAGUUUCACCGUAGAUCACAACACACAGCCUCCCACACCAGCCUCAAUUCUGGCUACUGCGUGGAGUAGCAUCAGCAACUAGAUGUCCAGAAGUCUGAAACCGUUGUGAGCAUCAUUGAUAUUCUGAGAUCCUCUGAUUUUCUUCAGUAGCAUCUUGAAUGAUAUCCAACCAAUCAUCCAGCACUACAUCAAUAAUCGCUUUAUCUUGUCUAUUCAUCUGGUUUUCUCGGUAGAUAACUGGAAUGGUUGAUCAGUCCUUCUCCCGUGCGGUAUGAGAUUAUACUUUUGCUGUUGUUGCUCAGGUAAUCAUCUGCCUCUGGCAUCUUCUUAUAUUGCUGCUGCUGAUCUGGAGGUGCCUGCUUACUUUAACUGGACAGCUGAAAUAACCUUCAAACCAUAGAUGACCUUGAAGGAGGGGUGAAAUGCUCUCAGUUUGGACCGGAUCGGCUGAUCGGGUAGCAAUGGCAGCG
Molecule: messenger RNA, 2238 nt
Organism: Ahaetulla prasina
Lineage: Eukaryota; Metazoa; Chordata; Lepidosauria; Squamata; Colubridae
Exons: 9
Coding region: 288-1850 (520 amino acids)
Source: RefSeq, a predicted model, not a curated record